This is a messenger RNA of Colletotrichum lupini, 846 nucleotides long. RefSeq lists its product as uncharacterized. The transcript has 3 exons. Bases 1 to 846 code for a protein of 281 amino acids. The record is from RefSeq and is a predicted model, not a curated record. NCBI's taxonomy places the organism in Eukaryota, Fungi, Ascomycota, Sordariomycetes, Glomerellales, Glomerellaceae.
AUGGCCUCCGACCAAGUGAGGCAGAAUAGCCUCAUCAUAACAGCAUGUUUUUUCACAGCAAUUUCAACCAUGGUUGUCAUUGCCCGGACAUUUGUUCGAGCAGUUCUUAUCCGAAAGCCUGGCCUCGAUGAUUAUUCAAUGAUCAUUGGAAUGGUAUUCACUCUCGCCUACCUCGCAGAGAUCUUUGUCGGAAAGGCCAAUCAUAUCGGCUUCCCCUCCAAGGAUUUGAGCCUCGACAACAUGACAAAUCUCCUGAAGAAUACACUGGCAAUUCAAGUUACGUAUUAUGUUUGCAUAUCAGCAAUCAAGAUAUCUAUCUUGUGCAUGUAUCUCAGGUUUGUUACAUCCGGUUUUAACAUCGUAACCGACAUUUGGAUCCUCGUCCUCCCCAUCAAAACACUUAUGGGCAUUCUUCGGCCGCGGCGAGAAAAGAUCGCGCUGGGCAUCAUUUUCGGCGUUGGCGUGUUUGCAACAAUAACAUCCAUCGUCCGGUUACACACGAUUUACACAUAUACCCUCGCCAAGGAUCUGUUCCAGGAGAGCAUCCUCAUCAACAUCUGGUCCAUGUUGGAGAUCAACAUCGGAAUAAUAUGCGCCAGUGUUCCUGCACUGAAACCCCUGUUUACUCCUCGUGCUCUACGGGAAGCCGCAAAUCGGAACAAGCCAGGCGGUUAUCAGUAUCAUAGUCAUGAGAGAUCAGGGUCUCAUUCGAACAAUUCAAAAUCGAGAGACAGGACAGAAAACCCCUACAACUUGGAUCGAGUGGGUGGGCAGGUAAACUCAAAGACGGUACUACAAAGCACAUCACGUAUGUCAGGCAGUGAGGAUAGUAUCCUUGGGGUAUGA